AUGCCGGCGCAGAACCAAAACCAAAACCCGUCGAACUUGGGCGAGCGCGCUGACGCAGCCACGACGUCUCUCCGCGCCAUCCUGCGCACGCUGGAGAUCGUCGCGCAGCGCUUUAAGACACCGUUUCUGGAUCCAAUCGUCAGCAGCAGCUUGGUUAUCCUUGAUAUCGUCGCAGUGGGUGCUCAGGCAUUUCCCCGAAUCCGCACUCGAUUGAAUAUCGAUCGACAGCAAAGCUCGCAGAAUACAGCAGAUUCUAUCCGUUUGCUGGAGCAGGUCUCGGAACUGCUGUACAUAAUCGCGAGUCUGCAUGUAGCCCCCGCAGCGGACUCGGAUACGGACACAGAUCCCCGCCCCGUGGACAUUCCACUCACCCUGCUGGAUGCAAUGGCUCAAUUCACAGAGACUCUCACCAAGAUCAAGACGUUUCUCGAAGCACAGCAACAAGGGAGCCGGAUCCGCAAAUUCUUCCGGCAAGCAGAGAUGACGAGGCUGCUUCGGGCCUGUCAAGUAGGAUUGCAGCAAGCGUUGGACGAGUUCAAGAUGAAAAGUGCCCGGAUCCAGGACACCAUCCAUGAUCUGGAGACCAAUUCGGGUCGGAUGCACGAGGAAAUUAUGGAGCUGAUUGCCAGGAUGGUCGCGGACGAUACGGGUUCUACAUUCAGCGAUCGAAAGUCGAGCUACUUAAGCAGCUGUAAUUCCUUGACAUUGCUUCCUUCCGAGCCGAAAAUCUUCCACGGACGCGAGCAGGAGCUCGAGUCCAUCAUUUCCGCCUUCUCUCCUGACGGAUCCAGAGGCGGACCGAGAAUCGCCAUCCUGGGAAUGGGUGGAAUGGGUAAAACGACACUGGCGCGCGCCGUUCUGCACCACCCCACCAUCACCAACAUGUAUCCCGUGCAUAACCGCUUUUUCGUGAGCUGCGAGAUCGCGUCCACGGCCGUGGACGUCAUCGCCACAGUGGCUGAGCAUUUGGACCUCAAACUUGGAGGCAGGAAUCACGCCAAGAGCGUUGUGAAGUGGUUUGUUGAUCAUCCCGCUGCGCUGUUGAUCUUGGACAAUUUCGAGACGUGCUGGGAAAACGAAUCAGCAAGAGAUGAGAUCGAAGAGUUUCUCUCCCUUCUGUCGGAAGUGCAGCACCUCUCGAUUGUGAUCACGAUGCGCGGGGCUGAACGGCCCGGAAAGGUCCGCUGGACGCGACCCUUUCUUCCAUCGCUUGCGCCGCUCAGCCGUGAUGCGGCGCGCAAUAUUUUCGUCGACAUCACCGAUGGUGUGCAUUCCGUGGAGGAGAUGGACUCGGUACUGGACCUGACGGACAACAUGCCGCUCGCCAUCGACCUGAUCGCCCAUCUCGUCGUGUCUGACGGCUGUGACACGGUGUUCGCCCGGUGGAAAGACCAGAACACGGCUGUCCUAUCGGAAGGGCACGAUCGGAGAUCGAACCUGGACAGCUCCAUUGCCUUGUCGCUUUCCAGUCCACGCUUGGCUGCUCUUCCUGGCGCAAAAUCUUUGCUCAGCAUUCUUGCGCUGCUCCCGGAUGGUCUGACGGACGCACAAUUGGUGCAGAUGAACGUCCCAAUUCCUCAUAUCCUCCGUUGCAAAUCAGCGCUGCUAAGAACGUCUUUAGCAUAUUUGACUCCAGCACACCGGCUGAAAGUGCUUGUCCCGAUCCGCGAAUACGCGCUCAAAGUGCAUCCCCUGGCCAAAGAUAUGAUGCAUCCUAUCGCCAGCUACUUCUUCUCCUUGGUGCGCCUCUUCCGGAGCUCCUCUGGUAGAGCAGGAAAUCCCGGCCUAGUGAGCUUGCUGGCUUCGAACUCCUCCAACGUUGCGAGCGUCCUCGAUUCGACUCUCCUCACUGGUCAUAGGGAUUUGGCCGAGGCGAUCUUGUGUGCCAUCUCGUUUGACUCCUUCCUGCGCGUCGUCCUGUGUCGUGGGCGCUGUCCAGCGAUCCGACGCGUCCCGGAUCUUCUCACAGAACUAGAAAACGAACACGAGCUUCAUGUUAGAUAUGCGACGAAUGAUCUCCUCUCGCUGUACGGCGGCAACGUGCGAGACCUUCGCGCGCGCGUCGAACAAAAUGACGUCCAUCUCAUUUCCCUUCACGAUCCCUCCAUCAAAUGUGAGGACGUGUCUGAACUCUUACCCUCGACUGACUCGAUAUUUCCAGGCCAGUUCUACGAUGCGGCAGGAUCACUCUGUCGAAUCCUAGGCCAAGACAUGCCUUAUUCGAUUCGUCUGCACCGCACGGCUCUCGAGAUUGCCGUGUCUCAUGAGCUCCUCGAGGCUCAGUCGGACUCCCUCAACUUUCUCGGCCAAACGUAUCUCCAAAUGGGCAAUCCCACUGAGGGUCGAGUUUGUGUAGCCCAAGCAUUCGCAGCCGCUGUCAAAUGUGGCGUGGUCUAUUCCCAAGCCGUCUCGUUGCAUAUCGAUGCACGAUGUUGUCAAGAGCUGGGCGAGUUCGUCAAGACUCUGGAGUUGUGUUCUCGCGCGUCUGAGCUAUUGGCUCUCUGCGACAUGUCCGAAUGCGGGCUCUCCCUGGGGAUCGCCGCCGCCCGCGCGCAAGUCCAUCUUUCCAAGACGGAGUACACCGAUGCCCGCGCGAUCCAAGUGAAGUCUCGCUUCCGGGCCCAGAACGACGAGGAUCCGUACCAACACGCCCACGCGCUGAUGAACCUCGCGGAAAUCGAUAUCGCACUGGGCGUGGACGCGAGUUCCGUCGAGAGCAUGCUGGACGAUGCGAAGAAGCUGUUCGGCAGCAUCCGCUUCGACCUCGCGGUCACCGUGUGCGACAUGAUCCUCACCGACCUCUGGCUACGGGACGCGCCCGCGGAAUACCCGUCGCGCGCGGGUCCGAUCCUACUCCGCUUAGUCGCUGAGCUGCGUGGGCGACACAAUGCGGUGGAGAUUGAGUUACUGCGCAGACUGGCUGACGGGGCGAACUGGAGCUCGUACGAUCUCCACUGCACAGUCACAUAUCUCGCCCUUGCCGCCACGUCACGAGACCGACUGGCGCUGCACCAGGCGCUGAUGUUCCUGGGCGAUGUGAUGGUCCACGAUUACAGCGACCGAGAGACCGCCGGUGCGCUCUUCCACGUUGCACUAGAUGGUUUCAGUGCCAUGGAUGUCCACCGUGCCAAGGGCGAGUGCUUGCUCCGCAUGAGCGAGAUCGCGGAGGAAAAAGAAAAAUUCUGGAGAGUUGCGCGCGAGUGUUUCGAGCGAGCAAACCAGGGCAAAAUGGUGCAACUUCUGGACUCGAAAUUAGCUGAUUCAUAG
Molecule: messenger RNA, 3267 nt
Organism: Mycena citricolor
Lineage: Eukaryota; Fungi; Basidiomycota; Agaricomycetes; Agaricales; Mycenaceae
Source: the annotation of a GenBank genome assembly